This is a messenger RNA of Penicillium egyptiacum, 4200 nucleotides long. NCBI's taxonomy places the organism in Eukaryota, Fungi, Ascomycota, Eurotiomycetes, Eurotiales, Aspergillaceae. The record is from the annotation of a GenBank genome assembly.
AUGACGGACGUCAAGAUGCAGGUCGAGAACCCCCAAGAAACCAUCGAAGCGAUCAAACAUGGGGAUAUCGACGAAUCAUUGUAUAGUCGGCAGCUAUACGUUCUUGGUCACGAGGCCAUGAAGCGAAUGGGCUCUUCCAAUGUUCUGAUUGUGGGUCUCAAGGGCUUGGGCGUGGAAAUCGCCAAGAACAUUGCCCUCGCCGGUGUUAAAUCCCUCACCCUAUACGACCCCGCCCCAGUCGCUAUCUCGGAUCUUUCUUCGCAGUUUUUCAUUCAGCCAGAGGACGUCGGCAAGCCCCGUGCUGAGGUUACAGCCCCUAGAGUCGCCGAGUUGAACUCCUACGUUCCCGUUACACUCCACGAGGGCGAGAGCCUCGUGGGUGAUCUCGAACAACUAAAGCGCUACCAGGCAGUGGUUCUCACACAGACGCCUUUGAAGGAGCAACUGGUGAUUGCCGACUUCUGCCACAAGAACAAAAUCUACCUCACAAUUACAGAUACAUUCGGUCUCUUUGGUUAUAUCUUCAAUGACUUUGGAAAGAACUUCACUGUGGGUGAUCCCAACGGUGAAGAGCCUGCUAGUGGAAUUGUGGCGGAUAUCGACGAGGAAGGGUUGGUCUCGGCGCUCGAUGAGACAAGACAUGGACUCCAGGAUGGUGACUUUGUCACUUUCACUGAAGUCAAGGGUAUGGAUGGCUUAAACAACAGUGAUCCUCGCAAGGUCACUGUGAAAGGUCCCUAUACUUUCACUAUUGGCGACGUCUCUGGUCUAGGAUCCUACCAAGGUGGUGGUCUAUUCACUCAAGUCAAGAUGCCGAAGUUCAUUGAUUUCCAGCCACUGGAGGAUCAACUUAAAAACCCGGAGGUUCUCCUGUCCGACUUUGCCAAGUUUGACCGGCCACAACAAUUGCAUAUUGGUAUCCAGGCUCUUCAUAAGUUUGCGGAGACUCAUGAUGGCCAGCUGCCUCGUCCCCACAAUGAUAGCGAUGCCCAGGAGGUUCUGAAGAUUUCUAACGAUCUUGCUGCGGCCGGUGAAGAAAAAGUUGACCUGGAUGAGAAGAUAAUCAAAGAACUGAGCUACCAGGCCCGCGGUGAUCUGAAUCCGUUAGCAGCUUUCUUUGGUGGCAUCGCCGCCCAGGAAGUUCUGAAGGCUGUCUCCGGCAAGUUCAGUCCUGUGCAUCAGUGGCUGUACUUUGACUCUUUGGAGUCCUUGCCUUCAUCAGUCACUCGAUCCGAAGAGAGCUGCAAGCCUCUUGGUACCCGCUACGACGGUCAAAUUGCGGUGUUUGGCAAGGAAUACCAAGACAAACUUGCCAAUGUCAGUCAAUUCUUAGUCGGUUCUGGUGCUAUCGGUUGUGAGACGCUGAAGAACUGGGCCAUGAUGGGUCUAGGUACUGGUCCCAAAGGAAAACUUUACGUCACCGAUAUGGAUCAGAUCGAGAAGAGCAAUCUUAACCGCCAAUUCCUCUUCCGUUCUAAGGACGUUGGCAGACUCAAGAGUGAAUGCGCGUCUGCGGCCGCGCAAGCAAUGAACCCAGAAUUGAAAGAUAAGAUUGUCACUCUCCGUGAUCGCGUCGGUGCCGACACUGAACACAUCUUCAAUGAGGAUUUCUGGAACGGCCUCGACGGUGUGACAAACGCUUUGGACAACGUCGACGCACGGACAUAUGUUGAUCGCCGCUGUGUCUUCUUCCGCAAGCCAUUGCUGGAGAGUGGCACCCUGGGCACCAAGUGUAACACUCAGGUCGUCCUUCCUUUCAUCACGGAGUCCUACUCCAGCUCUCAGGAUCCCCCCGAGAAGUCAUUCCCUAUGUGUACCCUGAAGAGUUUCCCGAAUCGCAUUGAGCACACCAUUGCAUGGGCACGGGAUGUCUUCCAAACCUACUUCGUUGGUCCACCUGAAUCAGUCAACAUGUACCUCUCGCAAUCCGACUACAUUCAGCAGACCCUAAAGCAGGCGGGUAAUGAGAAGCAAACCUUGGAGCACCUGCGUGACUUCUUGGUCACUGAAAAGCCUCUAACUUUCGACGAUUGUAUUGUGUGGGCUCGCCAACAAUUUGAAGCGCAGUACAACAACGCGAUCCAGCAGCUUCUCUACAACUUCCCCCGAGACUCCAAGACAUCAUCCGGUCAACUAUUCUGGUCUGGUCCUAAGCGUGCCCCUACACCCUUGAAGUUCGAUAGCACUAAUCCAACUCAUCUUGGAUUCGUUGUCGCUGGUGCUAACCUCCAUGCGUUCAACUACGGGAUCAAGAACCCCGGUGCGGACAAGGACUAUUACCGAAGGGUAGUCGAUGACAUGAUCGUUCCCGAGUUCACCCCGAGCUCGAAUGUCAAGAUUCAGGCCAAUGAAAACGACCCUGAUCCGAAUGCCCAGCCAGCCGGUUCGUCUACUGAUGAGGAGGAAAUCCAGAAAUUGGUGGCAUCUCUUCCCUCGCCAAAGUCUCUUGCUGGUUUCCGCUUGCAGCCAGUUGAGUUUGAGAAGGAUGAUGAUACCAACUACCACAUCGACUUCAUCACCGCGGCCAGCAACCUCCGUGCAGACAACUACGAGAUUGCUCAGGCCGAUCGACACAAGACCAAAUUUAUCGCCGGAAAGAUCAUCCCGGCGAUUGCCACCACUACUGCCCUAGCCACCGGUCUUGUUGCCCUCGAACUGUACAAGGUUGUUGACGGCAAGGACGACAUCGAGCAAUACAAGAACGGCUUCGUUAAUUUGGCGCUUCCGCUAUUUAGCUUCAGUGAGCCGAUCAGUAGCGAAAAGGGCCAGUAUCAAGGCAAGCAAGGCGAGGUCACAAUUGACAGGCUCUGGGACCGAUUCGAGGUAGAAGACAUUCCCCUUCAAGAGUUCCUCGACUUCUUCGCCGAGAAGGGCUUGGACAUCACCAUGGUCAGCUCUGGAGUCAGCUUGUUGUAUGCAAGCUUUUAUCCCCCGUCGAAGGUCAAGGAUCGCCUUCCUCUACCUAUGAGCAAGCUUGUGGAGCACGUCAGCAAGAAGCCAGUCCCCGAGCACCAGAAGAAUAUCAUCUUCGAGGUCACAGCCGAGGACCAAACAGAAGAGGAUGUCGAGGUUCCCUAUGUCAUGCAUCUUUCACGUCCAAUUCUCCGCGCAGUGCCUCUUCGUGCAGGUUACCAGAGCUUUGUGUUGCCCACAUUACCAAUCAUCUACUCCCGCAAUAUGGCUGUCGCAAAUUCCAUGAGUAUCACCGAUUGGGUGAAACCCGGCGACAAGUCCGGCGAAUUCAAGCGUCAGCAAUCCGUCUUCCGGAACUGGAUAUCUAGAGAGACCGGCGCCCAAUUCCCUCCAGAGAAGGGCCGGUAUCACCUCUAUGUCUCUUAUGCCUGUCCUUGGGCUCACCGGACUUUGAUUACCCGGAAGCUCAAGGGCCUCGAGGACUUCAUCUCUUUCUCUUCGGUACAUUGGCAUCUUGGAGCAGAAGGCUGGCGAUUUGUUACUCCCGAUGAGAAACUGCCAGGGGAGAACACCAUUCCUGAUCCUCUACACCCGGAAUUUACGCACCUCCGACAGAUCUACUUCUCGAAUGAUCCGGACUACACGGGCCGGUUCACUGUCCCGGUUCUCUUCGACAAGAAGACCCAGCUGAUCGUAAGCAACGAGAGCUCCGAAAUCAUCCGCAUGCUUUACCAUGAAUUCGACGAUAUCCUCCCAGAGCAAUACAAGAAAAUCGACCUCUUCCCCACCGCUCUACAAGCCGAGAUCGAAGCUUACAACGAAUGGAUCUACAACGACAUCAAUAAUGGCGUGUACAAAUCUGGUUUCGCAACCACGCAAGAAGCCUACGGGAAAGCCGUCACAACGCUCUUCUCCUCGCUAGAUAAGGUCGAAGCCCACCUCGCCAAGCAGCAAGCAGCCUCGAAGCUGUAUUUCUUCGGCGACGAGAUCACCGAGGCUGAUAUCAGACUCUACACCACCAUUGUUCGGUUUGACCCGGUCUAUGUGCAACAUUUCAAGUGCAAUCUGAGAGAUAUCCGCUCUGGCUUCCCGGCUAUUCAUCGCUGGUUGCGCAGGCUGUAUUGGGAUGUUCCUGCUUUCCGGGAUACCACUGACUUUGAGCAUAUCAAGUACCAUUAUACUAAAAGUCACAAGCAGAUUAAUCAGUUUGCUAUUACUCCUGUAGGGCCUGUGCCGGAUAUUCUUCCUCAUGAUGAGGAGGUUAGGGCUGUGCAUGCGGCUAAAUAG